Naumovozyma castellii is the source of this 2613-nucleotide messenger RNA. RefSeq names its product DNA helicase PIF1 (gene PIF1). Bases 1 to 2613 code for a protein of 870 amino acids. The record is from RefSeq and is a predicted model, not a curated record. Lineage: Eukaryota; Fungi; Ascomycota; Saccharomycetes; Saccharomycetales; Saccharomycetaceae. The transcript has a single exon.
AUGAACUGCUGCACAACCUCAUUGCUACCUGUAAAGACCCUUCAUCAAAAUUUUUAUUGUUCCUUCUUUAGGUACAUUUACAACCAAAUCAGCUUCAACUUCACAGUUUCCCGAAGGAUGUUUAGCAAGUCUCCCUCGUGGAUGGUUCAAUCCGAGGGUAAUAUUAAAAGGCAAAAGCUUUCCAAUGAGGAACUGAAUAUUUUACUUUCAGAUCAAGACGAUUGGAUGGAUUAUAUGAGCGAUAAUAUUGUUAGUGAGGCAGAUGCGCUUGGAAACCUCCCAUCAAAGGACUUUACUCGCAACAGUACCAAUAUUGAUCUGAAUCAUGAAAAGAAACCUAGUCUAGCUACAAGGGCAAAAAGUUUAUCAGGUGCAAUCCCAAUACAGGUAACUUCUAGUAGAAUACCGUUCCCUUUUAAAACAGAACCAGAUGAAAAUCAAAAACUAUAUGAAGAUAAACAUCGAAUUGCAAAUGGUAUGCCAAUUGAAACUCCUAAAACUUCUCAUAAAAUACUUAAUUCGAUAACUAAUAUGAAACAAGAAUUAGGCAUUACUCAGUCCAUCCCAUUAUCUAACAGUGAUACCGGGGAUACCAAAACAGAAACAUAUAAUAACGUCGGUAACGAAACGAAAGUCAAUACCAAUACAUCUACAGACGGAGUUUCCGGCAAUCUUACUUUAGAUGACUCAAGUCUCGAAGUUAUUAAUGAACAAAAGAAAGUUAAAUACGAUCAGAAGUUUACUUUAAUGACUCAAGCCCCAACAUUCACGGACAUGGAAGAUCUUAAUAAGUUGCAUUUACCAGAUAAUACGAAGAUUAAGAUACCAAUUAGACUCAGUAGAGAACAAGAAAGUAUUAUCGAAUUGGCCCAAAGAGGGCUGAAUAUUUUCUAUACAGGUAGUGCUGGUACUGGUAAAUCUGUUUUAUUAAGAGAAUUGAUUAAAAGUUUGAAACGUAAAUACGGAUCAGAAGAAGUUGCUGUUACAGCAUCCACUGGUUUAGCAGCUUGUAAUAUUGGUGGUAUUACGGUGCACUCUUUUUCUGGAAUUGGAUUGGGUAAAGGUGAUGCCAAUCAGUUAUUUAAAAAGGUAAGACGGUCCAAAAAACACUCGAAACGUUGGGCGACAAUCAAGGCUUUAGUCAUUGACGAAAUAUCUAUGCUUGAUGGACAUCUUUUGGAUAAAUUAGAUUUUAUAGCAAAGAAAAUUAGGAAGAAUCAUGGCCCAUUCGGAGGUAUUCAACUAGUCUUUUGUGGUGAUUUUUUUCAACUACCUCCUGUUUCUAAAGAUCCUCAGAAUCCAACAGUAUUUGCCUUUGAAUCGAAUGCAUGGAAAACUGGGAUUCAGACAACAAUUAUGCUACAGAAGGUGUUUCGACAGCAAGGUGAUAUUAAAUUCAUUGAUAUGUUAAAUAAAAUGAGACUUGGGAAAAUCGAUGAUGAGACUGAAAGAGAAUUCAGAAAACUUAGCCGGUCUUUACCCAAUGAUGAAAUUAUCCCUGCAGAACUUUAUAGUACUCGAGCUGAAGUCGAUAGGGCAAAUUUUUCAAGGCUGAAUAAACUUCCCGGUAUGGUGCGGACAUUUGAUGCAAUGGAUGGAGGAAGUUUGGAGGAUAAAGAGAUGAAAGAGAGACUGCUCCAAAACUUUCUUGCUCCUAAAACCUUACAGCUAAAGGUUGGAGCACAAGUGAUGAUGCUUAAGAAUGUUGAUGCAACGCUAGUAAAUGGUUCCUUAGGAAAGAUCAUUGAGUUUGUCGAUCCUGAGACAUAUAUGUUUUACCAAACUCUAAAAGAGAAUCCUGACAUCUCACCUGCUGAUGCUGAGAGAUUGCGUCGAAAUCCAGAUCUUCUACGAUCGGCAUGGGAGGAAGAAAAUGAUACUGAUUCUGCUGUAAGACAGAAAAGCACAAAAGAGGCAUUUUGCAAGACAACACAAAAAGAAGGUAAUACGCCUUUAGAUGAAAGUAUUUUCGAUUUUUUGAAAGAUGAAAGUGGGGAGAAUAAGGAUUUACAAGGGAACAUCAGUAGGAAGAAACAAUUGCUACAAGAUAUUCAUAACUCUUCAAGUGGAAGGAAAUUGCCUCUAGUUAGAUUCAAGACAUCGGAUCUUGCAACAAGAACCGUUCUUGUAGAGCCUGAAUGUUGGGAAAUAGAGGAUGAAAAUUCAAAGCCAAUUGUCUCAAGAGUGCAGUUACCAUUGAUGCUUGCAUGGUCAUUAUCAAUUCAUAAAUCCCAGGGUCAAACGCUCCCGAAAGUAAAAGUAGACCUUAGAAGAGUAUUUGAGAAAGGGCAAGCGUAUGUUGCCUUAUCUAGAGCUGUUUCACGAGAUGGAUUACAAGUGUUAAAUUUUGAUAGAAGUAAAAUCUUUGCCCAUGAAAAAGUCGUUGAUUUCUACAUGACGUUGGUAUCAGCAGAAGUAGUAAUGAAGAAAUUGGAAAACCAGCCCAUUGUUAAUACACUAGAACCAAACAGAGAAAUACGUUAUGCACCUAAUAACGGACUUCCUCGUGUUAAUACCCCGUAUAAACCUAAAUCAAGAUCUUCGACACCCAAUAACAAUCAUGAUGGGAUUCAAAAUCUCCUGAAGGCCCAUAGUAAGAAAAGAUCCAAAUAG